UCUCUCCCUCGCUCUGGGAGAGCAGUGGAGUCUAGUGGUUAAAGUGGGAUGGGGUUGGGACCCGGGACCCCGGUCAGGACCAGGCUUAUGAAGCUCAUUUCAGUAAUAGGGAAACUGAGGCAUGGCGAGAUGUGCCCAGCCCCCCAGAUAAAAUCAAUGAAUGCAGGUAGUGCCUGGAAUAGAACCCAGACGUCCGGCUGCCCCGCUGAUUUCCCCUUGAGCUGCCCCUAGAAUCCCCCAGCCCCCCUCCCCCAGCCCGUGUGCAGGAGUCAAUUAGAGCUAAUAAGACCAAUUUUCAGACGUAUUUUCUGACUAAGUGGAAAAGAGAAAUUAGAGGCAAAAUAAAUGAAACAGCCCCCCCCGAAUCCGUGGGGGGCAAUUAGCUACACCCCCCAGGCAUGACGCACCCAUCUGCCCCGCCCCCCCAGCCCCUGCCCUAUAUAAAUCUGGUGCCUGAUCCCCCAGCUGUGACCAGAGCAGGGCAGAAUUUGAGAUGGGGAUCCCUGCUGUGCUCUGCAUCUCCCUGGCCCUGUGGGGGCUGCUGGGCGAAUGCGCCAGGAUCCCUCUGAUGCCCAAAGACAAACGUGGCUGGACCCUGAACAGUGCAGGCUACCUGCUGGGCCCCCAUGCCCACCGCCUGCUGAUGGAUAAGGGGGCCUUACCUGGGAAGCGGGAGGCCACUGAGGAGCCGGUGCAGCUGGAAGUGGGGUUUGAGGGUGCCCCCCUGCGCCCCGCUGCUGAGCACGGCUUCCAGACCUUGCUGGAUUUCCUCUCCUCCCUGUGUCUUCCAGUUUCUGUCUCAUUCCCACCUGCAGAGCUGGGGGCCCUGGAUUGUCUGCCCCUCCCCGAUGCUGCCGGCCAGCCCUAGCCCCCCGGCCCCCCGCCAAGCUUCGUGUGCCAGGAGCCCCCCCACACACAUGGUGACGGGCGCACACCUGAGGGCAGCACCCAUGGCCCCCACCCAGGCCCCCUGCCCUGGUGUGGACAUGCUCAGCCCUCUCCCACCUGGGGAUCCCCCCACAUCUCGUGGCCUCCUGCGCAGACCCACCCCCCCCCCGCUCCCAUUCUUCCGCCACCAGCCCCCUAGUGUGACUCCCCCCGGCCAAGAAAGGGGGAGUCGCCCCUGGUACCCAUUCCACGUCCUGCCCUGAGUGUGAUACUGGCAGGGGAGUGGGGGCUAGUGGUUAGAGCAGGAGUGAGGCUGAGAGCCUGGACUCCUGGGUUCUCUUCCUGGCUCUGCAACUAUUUCCCUAUGUGCCUUUGGGGGUACGUCCCUUCUCUGUCACUCAUUGCCUCAGUUUCCCCUCCCGUGGCACCCCGGAAUUCCCUAGUCAUCAUCCUGCAUGGGGGACAGUGACAGGCUGUGGACUCACCCAGGACCCCCAGGAGACUCCCCCUCUGCACUUGACACAGCUGCAGCCAGCGCCGGCCCGCGACACGUCCCGGAGCUGGAUGUUAACCCGACGCUCCCCAAGAACGGCGGCUGUGGACUGCCAGCGGCGGAGGGCACAGACAAGGCCAGGGACCCCCGAGUCCUGCGGGGAUCCUGGGGCAACAGACCCUCCCCAGCCUCAACUCCCAGCCUCGGGGAUGGGGGGCGGGGGACGAGCUCAGGGGAAAGAGGGGCCACCCUAA
Molecule: messenger RNA, 1635 nt
Organism: Caretta caretta (loggerhead turtle)
Lineage: Eukaryota; Metazoa; Chordata; Testudines; Cheloniidae
Source: RefSeq, a predicted model, not a curated record